This is a messenger RNA of Biomphalaria glabrata, 1092 nucleotides long. RefSeq names its product psychosine receptor-like. NCBI's taxonomy places the organism in Eukaryota, Metazoa, Mollusca, Gastropoda, Planorbidae. The record is from RefSeq and is a predicted model, not a curated record. The coding region runs from base 1 to 1092 and encodes 363 amino acids. Gene Ontology annotation, cellular component: plasma membrane. Gene Ontology annotation, biological process: G protein-coupled receptor signaling pathway. Gene Ontology annotation, molecular function: G protein-coupled receptor activity. The transcript has a single exon.
AUGAUCUCCAAUGGCUCUGAGCCUGUGGUGAAUUCGCCACUAGAGCUGUCUGUUCUACACGCCUUGUCGGCAAUCAACAUAAUGGUGUGCUCUGAGCUCAUCGGUCUGUUCGGCAUUGCCGCCAACGUCGCCAACAUGAUCAACUUCAGGAGGCAAGGCUUUAAAGACGGGGUGAACGUGACCUUAUUCGCCCUGUCGUUCUGUGACCUGGGAGCGUUGGUGGCGCAUCAGUUUUCAAACAUGUGCAUGUGUCCGUGGAUCAGGGAGACGCAACUCUUCAUGCUCAAGUCCCACUUGUUCACCAUCGGGUUUUACCUCAAUGGCUACUUCGUCCGAGUCAGCGGGUGGCUGACUUCCUUCAUCACGUUCGAGAGAUGCCUCUGUGUCGUCUGGCCUUUAAAAGUGAAGCGAGUUAUCACCCCUAGGACUGCCACGCUAGUCAACUUGGCGAUAGUUCUUCUUCUGUCCCUCUACUUAUUUCCCCCUUAUUACAUCAUGAACUUAAACUGGGUUGUCCUCCCUGGGGGCAACCAAACGAUCCUAGCUAUAGUUUUUAAAAGCAACAGAGAAACAAUAAUGGCGGUCUAUUACUUCAUAGCCGAUCAGUUCAUCCCCUAUUCGACGAUCCUCGUUCUGCUUCUAUGUACCACGAUUACAGUGUCGAAAUUAAAAUCAAAGUUGGUCUGGAGGCAGUCCACAACAUUAGUUGCUGCUAACAAGACCAGCACUGCAACACUUAAAGAAAGAAAGGUGGUCGCAAUGCUGAUCAACAUCUCAAUCAUAUUUAUAAUUUGCCUUCUCCCGCAGUCUACGCUGGGCGCGGCAGUGGGCCUAGAAAGAGAACUGAAAUUAAACGGGAAAUAUUUUAACGUUUUACUGAUGUGUUAUUCGUUUACCUCCCUUUUAGAGACCAUCAAUUGCAGUGUUAGUAUCUUUGUUUACUAUACUAUGAGUACUAAGUAUAGACAAGAAUUCUGGGAAAUUAUUCGACCGGUCAUUCUUUGGAAAAACAGUGUAUUUAGGUUAUUGAGGUCAGAGACAUUGAUGACUCUUAGAUCGAUGCGUUUUAUACGACAAUGUAUCCAAUGGUAG